This is a messenger RNA of Hyalella azteca, 1911 nucleotides long. RefSeq lists its product as uncharacterized. NCBI's taxonomy places the organism in Eukaryota, Metazoa, Arthropoda, Malacostraca, Amphipoda, Hyalellidae. The transcript is spliced from 3 exons. The record is from RefSeq and is a predicted model, not a curated record. The coding region runs from base 1 to 1911 and encodes 636 amino acids.
AUGGCCAAGCAGACCCAGAAUGACUCUGCGCCGAAUGUAACAACUAUUCGGCCGAACCCUAGGCGGUCCCCGAAUUUUGUUAGGGAAGAGUCUGGUCUGAGCUACGACACGGGGCGAGACUUGAUCAUCGAACGCAACAAUCAGUGCCCCCUGGACCACCGCCCCCUGCACCAACCUCACCACCACCACCAUCACCACCACCAGCAUCAACAGACCACCAACAAGCACAAACUGCGUCACCAACGGUCACUGCACGCUCAAGGUAGUGAACAGUUCCAACAGUUGUCUGUUGCCUCUGUUGCAUCUGGUGCUGCAUCUGUUUCUUCAGGAGCAUCUGUUGGCUCCUGUGCAUCUGUUGAUAUUCAUGAACGUCACCUGCAGCAACAGAAGCUGUUGCACCAACAGUUGGACGCUCACAAACAGAAACAGGCGCUUCAACAGCAAUUUCUUCUGAAGGAGACUCAACAGGAUCAUCAUCAACAGGAGAACCAACAGAAGCUCAUCAAGCAUCAACAGAUCCAUGAGAGACAUGAGAAUCUAAUCAACUUGAAAAGGCAACAGCAACUGUUGCAGCUACAACAACAGAAGCAACAGACAGGUGGUGCAACUCAACCACUGUUGAGAUCUGUUGCCAACAGCAAUAUCAACAACCCCAUAUCUUUCCAACUCGAACUCAGACGGAAACAACAGCAACAACAACAGCAGCAACAUCUGUUAACCAUUGAACAGGAGAACAAACAGUCUCAUUAUUCGAACACAUCACCCAUAUUUAGACAGCUCGAACAGCAGCAACAGCAACAGAAAGAACUGUUGCAUAAACAACAGCUGCAGACGCAACAUCAACAGAAAGAGCAGUUGCUUAAACAGCAGCAGCAACAGCAGCAACAGAGAGGGCUUAUACCAAAAAAUGUUCCGCAGAAGUUGAAAGUGUUCGACUCAUCUCAACAGGAAAAACAGCAUCACCACCAACAGAAGCACCAUCAUCACCAUCACCACCAGCCACAACAUCUAAAUCAACAACAGCAGCAACAGUUGCAGCAACAACAGCUUAAGAUUCAACAGCAACAACAACAGCUUAAGAUUCAACAGGAACAACAACAGCUUAAGAUUCAACAGGAACAACAGCAGAAGUUAAAGAAACAGAUUCCCCUGUUGCAGCCUCCACCAGGCGGGCAGAAACGGUCUCUGUUGUUCCAGAAACAGAAGUCCCUGGACCAGUCGAAACUGCGGCAACAGCAACAGCAGCAAGAACAGCAACAGAAACAGCGGCCUAUCCUCAAACGGCAGCCAUUCAGCUACCCAUCAUCAACAGCAAAAAACAGAUAUUUCUUCCCCGACGAUUUAGACUUCACUAAACUAGACACUAGCUCGCUAGCCAUCUCCAACCAGCGCCAUUUUGUAACUAGCGUUACUAGCUCAUGCGUCACUAGCGUUACAGGCACUAAUGCUGCUAGUGAAGGCCUAGCUAAAGUAGGCCUAGCUUGUGAUGGCGUGAGUAAAGCCACAAGCUUCCAACAUUUCGAUAAAGUGACCGCGACUUCCACGAGCAAGAACCCCGUAUCUGUGGUCUCGAACGUUGUUAAAAACGUUUCAAACGUCAUCAAAAACGUUCCCAAGUCCAUAAUCCCAGACGUCGUGAAGUCACAAACAAACGUUGUCGGCACCGAAAGAAACGUUGCACUCAGCGCCAGCACGCCUAACGUUUCUGGAUCACUGAAAAACGUUUCUAGUUGCACCGCCCUCAGUCUCACGAACGUUGCCCACAGAAAUAACGCUAGUUCCCCCAGAAACGUUUCGUCCGUGAACGUUUCCAACAAAAACGUUGCUGGGAGCAACGUUCUCAGACCUAGCGACCCUUUCGGCUCCCUACUCGAUGCUGCCUACAGGAUGGAGCGACAGGGAAUCUUGUAG